This is a messenger RNA of Molossus molossus (Pallas's mastiff bat), 990 nucleotides long. RefSeq names its product uridine phosphorylase 2 (gene UPP2). Gene Ontology annotation, molecular function: uridine phosphorylase activity. NCBI's taxonomy places the organism in Eukaryota, Metazoa, Chordata, Mammalia, Chiroptera, Molossidae. Gene Ontology annotation, cellular component: cytosol; cytoplasm. The transcript is spliced from 7 exons. The record is from RefSeq and is a predicted model, not a curated record. Gene Ontology annotation, biological process: nucleotide catabolic process; uridine catabolic process.
AUGGCUUAGAUUUUACCUGCUUCCAACAAAUCCAUGAUUUCUGACCAGAAUACAUAUGUUGGAAAAAGUUUUGUUCGUGUUAAAAAUCCUUACUUGGAUUCUAUGGAUGAAGACAUUCUCUAUCAUUUAGAUUUAGGAACAAAAACACACAACCUACCAGCAGUGUUUGGGGAUGUAAAGUUUGUCUGCGUUGGUGGGGGCCCCAACAGAAUGAAAGCGUUUGCACUGUUCAUGCAUAAGGAGCUCAGAUUGGAGGAGAGUGAAGACUUGCAGGACAUCUGUGCCGGCACAGACAGGUGCUGUAUGUACAAGACUGGUCCCGUGCUCACCGUCAGCCGUGGCAUGGGGAUCCCUUCCAUGUCUAUCAUGCUCCAUGAACUCAUCAAAUUACUGCACUAUGCCCAGUGCUGAGAUGUCACCAUCAUCAGAAUAGGUACGUCAGGGGGAAUAGGGAUUGCACCAGGGUCUGUGAUAAUAGCAGCUACAGCUGUAGACUCCUUCAAACCCAGAUUUGAACAGGUAAUCUUGGACAACAUUGUCACCCGAAGUACUGAACUUGACAAGGAACUGGCUGAGGAACUAUUCAACUGCAGCAAAGAAAUUCCCAACUUCCCAGCCCUCAUUGGACAUACAAUGUAUACCUAUGAUUUUUACAAAGGCCAGGGUCGACUAGAUGGAGCACUGUGCAGCUUUUCCAGAGAAGAAAAGCUAGACUACUUGAAGAGGGCAUAUAAAGCCGGUGUCAGGAAUAUCGAGACGGAAUCUAUAGUGUUUGCAGCCAUGUGUAGACUUUGUGGUCUAAAAGCUGCUGUGGUCUGUGUGACACCUCUGGACAGACUUGAAUGUGACCAGAUCAACUUGCCCCAUGGUGUUCUGGUGGGGUACCAGCAACAGCCUCAGCUCCUCAGCUCCCGCUUCAUCAAACAGCGGCUUGGAUUGUGUGACCGACAUCAUAACUGGGCAGCUCAGUUCUUCCCUGCAGGUGUGUAG